Messenger RNA from Sciurus carolinensis (gray squirrel), 2001 nucleotides. It is a transcript of the gene CUNH1orf35, whose product is annotated as chromosome unknown C1orf35 homolog. The record is from RefSeq and is a predicted model, not a curated record. Bases 663 to 1790 code for a protein of 375 amino acids. Lineage: Eukaryota; Metazoa; Chordata; Mammalia; Rodentia; Sciuridae. The transcript has 7 exons.
CCGUCUCUACCUGGGUUGCUAUUUGCAAGUCCAGGGAUUGGGUAACAGAACAACAGGACGCUAGGUGUCUCCCCAUAUAGGGUUGAUGGCAACCAUAAAAAGGAAGCACGAACUGCCAGAGUAAUGGGUCCACAGCAUUUAUUAGGAAACUGCUUAGAGGGCUGCAGUUUAUCUUCACAAGGGACCGCAAGAGGGGAUGCCUGCAGCAAAGGGCUGGGUACGCAGUUACACAGGUAUUCGGUGUUGAAGGAAUCUGCUUCGGCCAGAGCCGGUUUUCUUGGUGUUGGGCAACAACCUGGGCAUUGCCAACACCGGCAGGGAAUAUUCACGACCACCAGACCUUGCGCCUGGAGUCCACACGGGCAGGGCCCUCGUCACCCACUGCCACCGCAGCUCGCAGGCCGCUCCGGGUCGUGGUGCAGUGUACACGGUGGACUUCUCGGUGAUGUCGUCCCGGCCCUGACCUCCGGUGGGUCCAGCCUCUAUGUAGUGCCCUCCUGCCCUGAGGGCAAUGCGCAGGCGCGCAAGCCGGCGGGAUUGAGGUGGUGGAACCCAGGAUCCUUGAAUGACGCACUACGCAGGCGCGCGUGGCCGGGUGGGCGUGGUGAGCAGGCAAACAAGGACGAGAUUCGCAGUGGGGCGGAGCGAAGGCGGCCCGGGCGAUGCGCUGCGCAGGCGCCUGGGGUGGCCGGGGUGUGACGUCACGGCGUGCGUCCGGAUCGGCAGAGCAGUCCCGUCCAGUGUCCCGCGCUCGCUGGUGGCCCUCCGGCGGCCCUGGCGCAGGCGCCAUGUUCGGCUCCAGCCGGGGCGGCGUGCGCGGCGGACAGGAUCAGUUCAACUGGGAGGACGUGAAGACCGACAAGCAGAGAGAGAACUACUUGGGCAACUCGCUGAUGGCGCCCGUGGGCCGCUGGCAGAAGGGCCGCGACCUCACCUGGUACGCUAAGGACCGCGCACCGCGCGAGGGGCCGAGCCGUGAGGAGGAGCUGGCGGCCGUGCGGGAGGCGGAGCGCGAGGCGCUGCUGGCCGCCCUUGGCUACAGGAACGUGCGGAAGCAGCCCACUGGCCUGAGCAAGGAGGACUUCGUGGAGAUCUGCAGGCGGGAGGGAGGCGACCCCGAGGAGAAGGUGGCUCCGCGGGCCGCGUGGCCCUGUCGCGGGAGGACAAGGAGGCUGCCAAGCUGGGCCUGUCGGUGUUCACGCACCACCGCGUGGACAGCAGCGGCCCGGGCACCUGCCCUGCUUCCAGGAGGCGGGCGCGCGCCGAGGAGGAGGCCGAGCCGAGCACUGAAAGCCACAAGAAAAGCAAGAAGGAGAAGAAGAAAAAGAAAAAGAAAAAACACAAGAAACAGAAGAAGAGGAAGGACAAAGAGUACAAGAAAGAGGCUAAUGGCUCUUCCUCAUCCCCUUCUCCUGUUCGAUCUGGGCGCCAGAGGCAUGAUUCCGACUCCUCUUCCCCUUGCUGCAAGAGGAAGAAGCGGGCACACAGCAGGGACAGUGGAAGGAGCCCAUCCUACAGACGACAGGACAGAGGCUCUGAUGCCUGAGACUGCAGCUGGGUCAAUGGAGGCCAGAGCCCUGGCUGUUGAGCUGGGACCCUGCCCACCACUGCACUUUGUGGGUCCUGAGAGGAGUGGGCCUCAGGUGUUCUGGGUGCUGGCCAGCUCCUCCCAGCCUGCUUGCCUCCUGUCUGGGUUGAGGCAAAGGCUGUGUACUGUGCUUGCCAGACUGUGGGAGCUGGCUGGCCGACUUAAGAGGGCCCAGCUUUGUGGUAACCCUCCAGGUCCCUGACGGGUUCUGGGACAACCAUCCCUGGGUUGCUUGCCACCAGACAAGAUCUAUACCUGCCUAAGAGCCUCUUGCAGAGAGCAGACCCCUGUCAGUGGUUGUAGCCAUCCAGGCCCACCAGAGGUUUAGCCGUAACCAAGUGUGGUCAUCUCUAUUUCUUUUUGUAUAGACUUGCUCUUUGUACUUAAAUAAAUAUUUUAAAACUAAAGGUGUA